Molecule: messenger RNA, 711 nt
Organism: Parathielavia appendiculata
Lineage: Eukaryota; Fungi; Ascomycota; Sordariomycetes; Sordariales; Chaetomiaceae
Exons: 2
Coding region: 1-711 (236 amino acids)
Biological process (GO): positive regulation of cellular response to amino acid starvation
Cellular component (GO): transcription regulator complex
Molecular function (GO): DNA-binding transcription factor activity, RNA polymerase II-specific; RNA polymerase II cis-regulatory region sequence-specific DNA binding
Source: RefSeq, a predicted model, not a curated record
AUGAACAUCCAAGAUCUUGACUUGGACGACUUCACCACCUUUGAGGGUGGUGCUUCGGCCACGGCGUAUUCCUCGCCAGCCCUCCAGAGCGUGUUCGACCUGAGCGGCAGUGCUUCCAGCUCGACAACCAACAUGGGCACUGUUUCGCCGCAGGAUCUCCUAAUCCAGGAGCCGUUCAUGUCAGCACCCAACUCAACAGCUCUUACCGCCUUGACGUCGCCGUCCAUUUACAACGAGUCGCCCGAGUUUGGCGACUGCUAUGAUGUGUCUCCCAGUUUUGGAAGCGGCGAUUUCGACACUGGCUCGACUGACGCUUGGUUCCCGCUGUUCCCUCCGACUGAGCCCCGCGCAGAGACUGCUUUGAAGCCUACCGGCGCUGAACAGUCGCCCGCCUCGAAGUCGGAGGACCUCGAGGUUGCAGCGGCAUUGGGCCACCGUCGCAAGUCCUCUGGUGCCUCACCACCUUCAAGUCGUCCGUCCUCGAUUGCUGGGGUUAACUCCCGUCGUCGCGACAAGCCCCUACCCCCCAUCAUCGUCGAGGACCCGAGCGAUGUGGUUGCCAUGAAGCGCGCCCGCAACACUCUUGCUGCCCGCAAGUCGCGCGAGCGCAAGGCCCAGCGUCUUGAGGAACUUGAGGAGAAAAUUUUGAAGCUCGAGGCUGAGCGUGAUCAUUGGAGGAACAUUGCUCUUGCGCAUGGUGCAAAUGAGUAA